ACUGCGUGUGUUGUAAAACACUGUUUCAUUUCUGUGUGGCAGGUGUGUUCCUUCCCACCUGUGGAAUCCUGUGUAUAUCAAUAGGUGUGGUUAUUUGCAAGCAUUUCAGUUCUUACCUGAAGGAGAAAAUGGACUUUAAAAUGCUGCUUCUGUUGUUCACACUCUUUGCCCUCACUGCAGGUGCAGAGGACAAGUCAGUAGAUCCCAGAAAGCCAACCUGUGGAGACAUGGAUGAAAUAUUUGCAUGCCCACUCAACCUGGCACCAGUGUGUGGCACAGACGGAGAAACCUAUGCCAACGAGUGUGCCCUCUGCGCACAGAGACAGAUGUCCAAAGCAGACAUUUUCAUUUCCAAGGAAGGGGAGUGCUAAGCACAUCUUGGUAAUGGUGGAAACAUACCGUAAAGAUCACCCCUCAUGCAUAAAGAGCAAAAUGUAAAUCAUCAAAAACAAAUAAAAAUUAA
This is a messenger RNA of Sardina pilchardus (European sardine), 463 nucleotides long. It is a transcript of the gene spink4, whose product is annotated as serine peptidase inhibitor, Kazal type 4. The transcript is spliced from 4 exons. The record is from RefSeq and is a predicted model, not a curated record. NCBI's taxonomy places the organism in Eukaryota, Metazoa, Chordata, Actinopteri, Clupeiformes, Clupeidae. Gene Ontology annotation, molecular function: protein binding. The coding region runs from base 129 to 371 and encodes 80 amino acids.